GUCGACGAAGAGCUCGAGCAGGAGAAGGAGGAAAAGGAGGAGAAGCCUGGGUUAUUGGAGGAGGAGGAGGAAGACGACGAUGCAGAGGUGACGCCGAAUGAAGGCGCAGAGGACACCAUCACCAUUAUGGCGCAUGUGCGGGACAAGAUCAUCCCGGUGCACUGCGGUUUCGGCACGCAGCAAGUGGUGUGGCUGGGUCACGUGGCCAUCGCUCGCUAUGACGAGGAGGGCGAGGCGCAGGGGUGGAUGGAGCUGGGCAUCCCCACGAAGACCACCAAGGACGGCAAGCGCGAGCUUGGGCUCACGGACGUGAUCUGCGACGUGCUACAGGAUCGGAACCACGUCUGCAUCUCCACCUCACUAGGUUGAGCAGCUACGAAGAUGCGAAGGAAAAAGAGAUCAAGACACCUGAUUGCUUGACUCCGGAGUUGCUGUGACUGCUGUUGUGUUAGGAGGACGACGCCGUAUCGCGAGGUACUGAGCUAACGGACUGCUUACCGCCGUUCCUGCCUUUGUUGGAGCUUGUGCAGGGCGCGUUGGCGAAAUGUCUACGAUAGCAAAUACUUAAUAUAUUGUAUUGGUUUAGUUCGU
Messenger RNA from Phytophthora sojae, 591 nucleotides. RefSeq lists its product as hypothetical. The transcript has a single exon. The record is from RefSeq and is a predicted model, not a curated record. NCBI's taxonomy places the organism in Eukaryota, Oomycota, Peronosporomycetes, Peronosporales, Peronosporaceae. Bases 127 to 369 code for a protein of 80 amino acids.